AUGCCACGUGUCCACAUAGGACGCCCGAGCUACAACAUCCGGGAGAAGGAUAUCCAGCGCUUUUUCAGUGGCUAUGGCCGCCUUCUCGAAAUAGACCUUAAAAAGGGGUAUGUCUUUGUGGAGUUCGAAGACCGUGGCGACAAUGCCGUGUAUGGGCUGAACGGCAGGGAGCUCUGCGGCGAGCACGUGAUGGUGGAGCACGUGAGGGGGCCGCGCCGCGAGCGUGGCGGCUACAGCUACGGAAGCCGCAGUGGUGGAGGCGGAUACGGCAGUCGGAGAACCUCUGGCAGAAGUGAAUCUGGACCACCUGUACGCGCAGAAUUCAGGCUUAUUGUAGAACACCUUUCUAGUCUUUGCAGUUGGCGAGAUUUAAAGGAUUUCAUGAGACAGGCAGGUGAAGUAACCUAUGCGGAUGAUCACGAAGAACGCACAAAUGAAGGCGUCAGUGAGUUUCGCUCCUACUCGGACAUGAAGCGUACUUUGGAUAAGCUGGACGGUACAGAAAUCAAUGGGAGAAAUAUUAGACUAAUGGAAGAUAAACCACGAACAAGCCACAGGCGGUCUUAUUCUGGAAGCAGAUCAAGGUCAUGGACUAGAAGAAGGUCACGAAGUAGAAGUCGUAGGAGCAGCCGCAGUAGAUCUCGAAGUAUCUCAGAAAGUUGCUCCCGGUCCAGGUCUCGGAGCAAAGGUCGAUCACGUUCUCGUUCAAAAGGCAGGAAAUCUAGAUCAAAAAGCAAAUCUAAACCUAAGUCUGAUCGAGGCUCCCGUUUGCGCUCUCGGAGCAGAUCGAAGGAUGAAUAUGAGAAGUCUCGAAGCAGGUCUCGUUCUCCAUCUCGUUCCCCCAAAGAAAAUGGGGAAGGUGAUGUAAAGUCAAAACCUAGAUCAAGGAGCCAGUCUCAUUCCAAUUCACCCCCAAAGGCCCGUUCUGUGUCCCCUCCACCAAAAAGAGCUUCAAGAUCCCGUUCUAGAUCUCAUUCAAAGUCAAGGUCACGAUCCAGAUUGAGCUCCAGAAAUUAACCCACAACUCUGCAUUCUUUGCACACUAUUACAGAACACUUUCCUACUUGCUUAGGCAGUUACUCUUCCACGUUUGUACUGGGCCUCUUCUGCAAGAAGAAUCUCCCGAAAAAAGGGGCAUACAAAAAUUGGAUUUGUAGCCAAAUUUGAUGAAAAAGAUGAGGUCAAAGAUCCUCUCCCUUUGUAGAAUUAAGAUAACUUUGAUUUUAUAGCUUUUGAGCUAAAAUAACUUUUGUAAAGAUUAAGCUAAUUUAGUUUUGUUUGUUUUUUUAAAGUAUUUCAGCAGGAUCUGCUGCAGCGGUUUCUGUCAUUGUUAUAUUUGUUUGCUUAAUUUUAAAUUAACCGUUUCAAGCUUUGAACACUUAGGGCUUUAGAGGGAGAACCCAAUUUCCAAUUAUGUUGGCUUUUUAUAAAGCUUGAGUUAUGUAAGAUUUCAAUAAAAGUUUGCUACCAAGAUGACUGCCUUAUUGAAUAGGUCACUCUUAAAUUCCUUUAAAUAUUGAUUAUCUGCUAUCUGUGGAAAUAAUGUAAAUUCUACUUAAGUGUAAAACAAGGCAAGUCUCAGACCAGCAAUAAAUUAUUCAAUUUGGAUAACAUUAUUUUGUCCUGUUAUUCAAAUUUACCAAAGUCAUAUUGGCCCCUUAAACAGGUUAAGUUAAAAAUAAAAGAUUUUAUAGUCGAUCUGUUAUACAAUUUUGCCUAAAUUAAUAGAUUUUUAAAAUAAUGAAACCAUUUGCAAACUUAAAUUGAUUGAACUCUUCAAAAAAUAGUUCCUAUUUCUUGGGAUCUUAUCUAGCCUGGUAAUCCCACUUUCUGGAAGUGGUCGUUGUAAUUAGUGUUUUGUUAUAAUAAGGUUCCGUGGUCUCUAAUGUUUGUUAGGUAAAAAUUUCUUUGAUCAGAAAUUUGGUGUGUUAUUCAAAAUGGAAAAGCAAAUAUUGCAUUUUCUACUGAAAGAUCCUUAACAGACACUUAAAACAGAUCGCUUGAUAAAUCAGUUACUGAUUAAAUUAAAAUUCCACCUAACAAUCAGUCCCCUUUAGUUAGUGGGGUUCUGUGAUAAUUGAUUAGAUCAUCCUUGUAAAACUUUAUGUGGUUGGCUUGGAAAAAAAUUAAACAGGUUAACCCUAAACUUUUGUACUUCAUCAUGAAGGGUAAUGAAUACUGUGGGAACCAAAUUUUAUAAUACUGCAAAUUUGUAGGAGUUACUGGGUUACCAAUUAGUCCAUACAUCCGUUAAGCCUAGUUAGUUGAGAUUGCAGUUUGAGAAAUGAAUUACCAUAUAUAUAUCUAUAUAUAUAUAUCUAUAUAUAUAU
Messenger RNA from Orcinus orca (killer whale), 2330 nucleotides. RefSeq names its product serine/arginine-rich splicing factor 6-like. Lineage: Eukaryota; Metazoa; Chordata; Mammalia; Artiodactyla; Delphinidae. Gene Ontology annotation, cellular component: ribonucleoprotein complex; nucleus; cytoplasm. The record is from RefSeq and is a predicted model, not a curated record. Gene Ontology annotation, molecular function: mRNA binding. Gene Ontology annotation, biological process: alternative mRNA splicing, via spliceosome; mRNA splice site recognition.